Sphaeroforma arctica JP610 is the source of this 525-nucleotide messenger RNA. RefSeq lists its product as hypothetical. NCBI's taxonomy places the organism in Eukaryota, Ichthyosporea, Ichthyophonida. Gene Ontology annotation, molecular function: transcription cis-regulatory region binding; RNA polymerase II general transcription initiation factor activity; chromatin binding. The annotation marks the transcript as partial. Gene Ontology annotation, cellular component: transcription factor TFIID complex. The transcript has 4 exons. Gene Ontology annotation, biological process: transcription initiation at RNA polymerase II promoter. The record is from RefSeq and is a predicted model, not a curated record.
GUGAACGAAAUCGAUGCCGAGGUGCACUAUAACAACGAUCCAUUGCAGGAGAUACGCCCAGAUGUGCUGGAGCAGGGGCGCCCGUAUCCCUCACGUGCGUACAGGCACUUCCACAAGGACUUCACAGCGGCUGGAUUGUAUCCUGAUGCCGGCGAAGUGACCAUCACCAUCCCUCCCGAGGUUAUACCUGCCGCUCAGGAGGCGGCCGAGGCUAUAGUUCCCGUUGAGACCAAAGCGAAAGACAAGGUCACAGAGAAAGAGCUGUUUGUACUCAAGGUCACCAUUAAAUUCAGUCUGUCGGAUCCUACUGGCGGCGUUUACUUCGUCAUGCCAACUAACGAUCUUGUGAAAGAUCGACCCCAGCACGUAUUCACGCACAAUCAGACCAACAGUGCCAGAUUGUGGUUUCCGUGCUUGGAUACAUGGACGGACAGGGUCACGUGGACACUCACCUUCACAGUGCCGCCCAAGAUGACUGCCGGUAAGCAUUCGCAUGACUUACAGCAUUUGGCGAUAGAGGAAUAG